Molecule: messenger RNA, 972 nt
Organism: Triticum urartu
Lineage: Eukaryota; Viridiplantae; Streptophyta; Magnoliopsida; Poales; Poaceae
Source: RefSeq, a predicted model, not a curated record
UAGAACACACACGCAUAAUUAGACGCCAUGAGCCCCCACGCGAGGCAGCCGGAGCCACUGCAAGAUCGUCAGCGGCAGGAUGAGCAGGGUGAGCCGCUGGUCAAGGCUAGGCAGGUGAGGAGGAGGCUGCGCACGUCCACGAGCAGGCCGUUCCAGGAGAGGCUGGUCGACAUGGCGGCGGCCAGGAAGGAGAUCGCCGCCGCUCUCAGGGUCCACAGGGCCGCCGCCGCCGCGGUGACCAGGAGGUCCAGAGAUCAGCACGAGCAGCAAGUGCAGUGUCCCCCCUGCGAUGCCUUCUUCUCCGACCACUUGCGCGACGACUCUCCGCCGCGUUACCUCGCACCUGUACUUCCGGUCGCGCCGCCCGUCGGCGGCGGCGGCAUGCUGGGUCACCUGGACCGCAGCCUCCCGGCGCUGCCGCUGGGGCUCAACCUCAACUUCCAUGGUUUUACUUGCUCGUCUGUGUAUGAUGCCACUAGCAGUGCUGGCGAUUCUCGUAACCGUCCUUUGAUCCAACCGCCGGCCGCUGACUCCUCUGACUCUCGGGCGCGCUCGUCUCCCCCAUUGGCGGUGAUGCUGAGCCAAGAAGGUUCACCGGCGGUCGACGCCCUGGAGAACGCGGCGUUGUCGGCAGGUGCGCCGCACGUGGUGCUGGAGGGCGAGGGUGAGGCCACCUCCUUGCUCGAGUGGGGUGACGCGGCCGCCACGCCGGCGUGCGCGUGGUGGAGCGACGUCCUCGAUCAGGGCACGGAGGGCAGCGGUUGCGUCGGCGAGCUGUGCGCGCCGGCCGGGCAGGAAGGAGGCGACGUUGACGUGGCGAGUAUGCCGGCUGCGGGGUGGCUGUACGACGGCUCCGGCGACCAAGGAGCCACAUGGAGCGGCAAGACGGUCGGCGGCGACGACUACCACCAGCGGGACGGCGAAGACAUAGCCUUGCCAUGUAUGGAGAUCGAAGGGUGGGACGGGGAGUGA